AUGGCUAAAUCAAGCGUAUCAUCAGCCAAGUUGAAAACAGCUGCUGCCAAACUGAAACAGGAGGAUGAUGUAUGGAAUGUCGAUCCUUUAGUCGAUCCAGUAUUUGGUAAAGGCACUCAACGGGAGUAUUUAAUCACUAACCCAUCACCAAUUAUUUUACAAAAACGUCAAUUUGUCAAACAAGAAUAUUUCUUUGUUUUUGCCUUGAUUUCAAUUGGAUUAUUUGUUAGAUUAAAAGGGUUGUCUUACCCUGACUCAGUGGUAUUUGACGAAGUCCAUUUUGGUGGAUUUGCUAGAAAAUACAUUUUGGGUAAUUUCUUCAUGGACGUUCAUCCACCAUUGGCCAAGAUGUUAUUUGCUGCCGUUGCAUCAAUUGGUGGAUUUAAUGGCGAUUUCGAAUUUAAAAAGAUUGGCGACAAGUUCCCUGACACCGUGCCUUUUGUUUUCAUGAGACAGUUUCCCGCCUUGUUGGGAGUUGCCACCGUGGUGUUGAGUUAUUUGACAUUGAGACAAUCGGGUGUACGUCCUGUUGUCUCAUUCAUCACUGGGUUGUUAUUAAUUUUUGAAAACUCCAAUGUUACUAUUUCAAGAUACAUUUUGUUGGAUUCACCAUUGGUGUUUUUCAUUGCUGCUGCUAUAUACUCAUGGAAAAAAUUUGAAAUUCAGGUACCCUUCACUUUUGGUUGGUAUCGGAGUUUAUUUGCCACGAGUGUGACUUUAGGGCUUGCCUUAAGUUCGAAAUGGGUGGGUCUUUUCACCGUGGCUUGGGUUGGACUCUUGUGCAUUUACCAAUUGUGGUUUAUCAUUGGUGAUUUAACCGUUUCAACGAGACAAAUUUUGGCUCAUUUCUUUGUUCGUGGGUUUACCUUGUUGGGAGUCCCCAUUGUUUUGUAUCUUGCGUUUUUCGCUGUGCAUUUCCAAAUGUUGCCUAAUGAAGGUGAUGGAGGUGCAUUUAUGAGCAGUGCUUUUAGGGCUGGAUUGAAGGGAAAUAAAAUCCCUACUGAUAUUGUUGCUGAAGUUGGAUUAGGUUCAAUUAUCACAUUGCGUCACCUCGAUACUCAAGGUGGCUAUUUACACUCACAUCAACAAUUUUACCCCACUGGUUCCAAGCAGCAACAAAUCACCUUGUACCCUCAUUUGGACUCAAACAAUAGAUGGUUGAUUGAACCAUACAAUGGAACCAUUUCCAACGAUACUUUUGUCCCCUUGAUCAAUGGAAUGAAGAUUAGAUUGAAGCAUGUCAAUACAGGCAGAAGAUUACAUUCGCAUGAUGAAAAACCCCCAGUUAGUGAGCGCGAUUGGCAAAAGGAAUGUUCGGCAUAUGGAUUUGACGGCUUCGACGGUGAUGCCAAUGACGAUUGGGUGGUUGAGAUUGUCCAGUAUAGAACCAAAGAUGAUGACGCCAAGGCCUUUGUCAAAGCAUUAAAGACGAUUUUCCGUUUACGUCAUGCCAUGACGGGUAAUUAUUUGUUUUCAAGUGAAGUUAAAUUGCCCGAAUGGGGGUUCGGCCAACAAGAAGUGACAAGUGCUUCUCAAGGUAAACGGUCAUUAACUCACUGGUAUAUCGAAACCAAUGAUAACAAACUCUUGCCAAAAGAGCGUCAAACUAUCAUCAAUUAUCCUAAAUUGUCUCUUUGGGAAAAAGUUGUUGAACUGCAUCAAAGAAUGUGGAAAAUCAAUUCCGGUUUAACUGAUCACCACCACUGGCAAAGUGAUCCAUCAGAAUGGCCAUUUUUAUUGAGAGGAAUCAAUUAUUGGACAAGAGAACAUAAACAGGUUUACCUAUUGGGUAAUGCCGUCACUUGGUGGGCGGCAACUACGGUCAUUUUCACAUUCUUCAUUUAUGCACUCAUAACCGUGUUCAAGUUCCAUUUAGGCAAACCAAUGGCUACCAACAAGGAAGUUUUCAAUUUCAAUGUGCAAACUUUUAGUUAUGUUUUAGGGUGGGCAUUACACUAUUUACCAUUCUUCAUUAUGGGAAGACAAUUGUUUUUGCACCAUUACUUGCCAGCAUUAUACUUUGGAAUUUUGUCAUUGGGUCAUUUCUUGGAAAUCUUUACCAAUUAUUUCACAUCGUCGUCGCGCGUGUUGCGCCAAUUGGCCUUGGUUUUAGUCGCCGUUUUUGUCGUGUUGAGCACGGUUUUCUACCUCAAUUAUUCAUCAUUGAUUUACGCUACCCCAUGGACCAAGUCCGCCUGUGAGGUUUCGAAACCGUUUAGUACAUGGGAUUAUGAUUGUAAUAAUUUCCAUCAAAAUAUCGCUCAAUACGAUUUUGCUGAAGAAAGUGAGGAUCCUCUAGAACCGUCAAAUUGGAAGUUGGCCCAACCUGAAGAAGCUAAGCAAACUCCUAAAGCCGUGCCAAAUAUAGCUAAAGAGGAAAAGAAUAUUGAAAAGCCACCCGUUGAUGCACAAGAAGCACCAGUUAAGGAGCAUGAACAAUUGGCACCACCAGGAAUCGAUAUCGAUACCAAGUCGAAUGGAGACAAGGAUGCUGCUGCUCCUGACUCCAUAGUUGAACAAGUUGAUGUUGACGAAGAAAGUUCUAUUGAAGAGCAAGUAGAAGCAGUCGCAGAUGAACCAAUUGUUGAAAAAGUUGAAAAACCGAUGCUUGAUGAUAUCCCACAAUAUGAUCAAGUCGAUGAUAUUAAUCAAAAGAUUGUUGAAGAAGAGUCGAUUGACCCCCCAGUUCAACCAAUAGAGCAACCAGUGGAGGAGAACCAACAACCAAUUUAA
This is a messenger RNA of Lodderomyces margitis, 2733 nucleotides long. It is a transcript of the gene PMT1, whose product is annotated as dolichyl-phosphate-mannose-protein mannosyltransferase. Gene Ontology annotation, molecular function: dolichyl-phosphate-mannose-protein mannosyltransferase activity. Bases 1 to 2733 code for a protein of 910 amino acids. Lineage: Eukaryota; Fungi; Ascomycota; Pichiomycetes; Serinales; Debaryomycetaceae. Gene Ontology annotation, biological process: protein O-linked glycosylation via mannose. The record is from RefSeq and is a predicted model, not a curated record. The transcript has a single exon. Gene Ontology annotation, cellular component: membrane; endoplasmic reticulum.